This is a messenger RNA of Aspergillus fischeri NRRL 181, 753 nucleotides long. RefSeq lists its product as uncharacterized. Lineage: Eukaryota; Fungi; Ascomycota; Eurotiomycetes; Eurotiales; Aspergillaceae. The record is from RefSeq and is a predicted model, not a curated record. The transcript has a single exon. Bases 1 to 753 code for a protein of 250 amino acids.
AUGCCUGAGACGUCUCGCGGGGGUUCGCUCGGUAACCUCAACCUUGCGAAUACUCUCGACGCAGAAAAGAGUACGAGCAGCCAUAGUAACCGUGCAAACAUGGUCAAAUCCGUGGCUUCAUUGGAUGCAGUCCCGUCCCUAUCAAGUGACGCUGCGUCUGCGUCUGCAUCAUCAUCCGGCAUGUCCCUGGACACCGGACUGGCCUCCGAACUCGCACACCAUGAAAUCCUCCAGGACGACGGAAAUGGGACUCUCGUCGUGCCUUUGCGCUCCCCACACCGCCGUCAGCAUACCUACAUAUGCCUCUUCCACGUUCUCGACUGCCGUGAGACUUUCGACGACGCCGAUCUGUGGAGGACUCAUGUUCUCAGCCACUUCCGGACUCACGAGCCACCUACAACGGCCCGGUGCCCAUUAUGUCCAGGCGAAAGGUUCAACGACGCUCCUGACCGCAGGGCCUGGGACCUCAUGCUCGACCAUGUCGAUGUAGCUCAUUAUCAGCAGGGUCAAACGUUGGCGGGCAGUCGGCCGGACUUCGAGCUAAUGCAAUACUUGUACCGCUUACGAAUCAUAAGUGUUGAUCAAUUCAAGGUGACGCAACUUCCGCCGCCGCCGACGAGUCCCGCGUACCAUCGGUCUCAGGAGACGGUCAGGGCGAAUAUCGGCUCUUCGGAUGAGCCAUACUGCGCUCCAUACAGUCGAAGGAGGGAACAAAGAAUGCGUGGUCAACAUCGAGGUGUCAGUGUUUCAUAG